Messenger RNA from Colletotrichum phormii, 846 nucleotides. RefSeq names its product methyltransferase. Gene Ontology annotation, molecular function: oxidoreductase activity. Bases 1 to 846 code for a protein of 281 amino acids. The record is from RefSeq and is a predicted model, not a curated record. Lineage: Eukaryota; Fungi; Ascomycota; Sordariomycetes; Glomerellales; Glomerellaceae. The transcript has a single exon.
AUGGCCAUCGACAGAGUCCCCCGCGGCCAAGUCCGCGCAACCCUAAACUUCUUCGCCGCACCCCCCGACUCCUCCUCCCCCUACAACCUCAUCAACCCAGAUGGCCCUCCCACCAGGAACUACGGCGAUGCCCCAACAGAGACCCUCCUCAACGACAUCCGCGGCCGUGAAUCAGACUUCACCCUAGACCGCGACGCCUUCGCCGUAAUCCGCAACCUCCCGCCCUCCGCCGAAGAAAACUUCACAGACGACGAAUCCGUCAAGGAAAAGUACUACCCGGAACUCGAGAAGCUGCUACUAGAACACGUCACGGGAAGCAACCGCGUUUUAUUCUUCGACCACACCAUCCGCCGCGCAGACCCAAAAGCCCUCCGGAACCCAGUCACCCGCGUCCACAUCGACCAAACCCCGGCCUCGGUAAUUCAGCGCGUGAAGAAGCACCUGCCCCAGGAAGAAGCCGAUAAACUCCUCGCGGGCCGGUACCGCAUCAUCAACGUCUGGCGCCCGCUCAACAAGACGCCCGUCGAGUCGUUCCCGCUAGGCUUCGCUUCGUCGUCAACGCUGGCAGACGAGGAUAUCGUGCCCAUCGAGCACCGGUAUACCAUGGGCUACACUGGUGAGACGGCAGGUAUCAAGUUCAACCCGGGGCAAAAGUGGUAUUACCUGAGCGGCAUGACGGGAGACGAGCGGCUGUUGCUCGAGUGCUUCGACAGCGAGGGUCUCCGGGACGGCACUGGUGUUGAGGGGGGUCGCGUAGCCCACACUGCGUUCGAAGACCCGAGGACGAGGGCCGAUGCUGUGGGCCGCGAGAGCAUCGAAGUACGGGCGUUGGUGUUUGGUCCUUAG